AUGCCUUCAGCUAAACACCGCAUCGCCAAGGCCGCAAAGAAAAAGGAACAGGCUGCGCUUACCCCCGCUAAGGCCGCUCGUAAGGACCCUAUGACGGCUGAUACAUCGCAGGGUGCUAUCACGACUACUGUAGAAACCCUCCAUGAGAUUGUCGAUCCAACCAACAACAAUACGCCAGAUGAAUCGCGACCUGACGACAUGGAACCUUGUCCAUAUUACAUUGGCGAAAUUGGAAAGAAGACCUUCAAGUCUAUUGGAGCCGUAUUCAAACAUUGGGUCGAUCAACCCAUAAAAGAGAAUUCACUCUACAAUGCCGCACACCCUGAGAAUAGAUUUCAUGCCGACUGGCUGAUGUAUCAGGAGGCUUUCCGCAAGAAGGACGAAGUUGAUGCUCCCCCUAGAAUGCCGUACCACCUUAUAGGUGAGACUGCAUGGCACCAUAAGCAUCCGCUUCAUGUCGAGUGGCUGGAAUAUCAGGAGACUUUCCGCACUGGGCGCAAGAAGGACAAGGAAAAUGUGCCUGCUAAUGCGUCCGAACUCUCAGUUUACGUAGAGCCGUCGGCCUCGCGUGCUAAGAACUGUUCCUACUGGCCUUUGGGGAAGUGUAGGGACCGAGAUGGUUGCCGGUAUUACCACGACCCAGCGAAAGCGUCCGAAACUCCUAGACCUCGUGCCGCUCUGCCAAUUGGACGCUGGCGUUAA
Messenger RNA from Paraphaeosphaeria sporulosa, 702 nucleotides. RefSeq lists its product as uncharacterized. The transcript has a single exon. The record is from RefSeq and is a predicted model, not a curated record. The coding region runs from base 1 to 702 and encodes 233 amino acids. NCBI's taxonomy places the organism in Eukaryota, Fungi, Ascomycota, Dothideomycetes, Pleosporales, Didymosphaeriaceae. Gene Ontology annotation, molecular function: metal ion binding.